AUGACCAAAAUACGAAGUCCUGCUGGGCUUGAUUCCACCGUUGGACCCACACCGGAGCUCGUUGAUACGGGGUUUCACAAAGUGGCCGCCAACCGUUGGGAAUUUAGCAACAAACUGUUCCGGCGAGGCGAACGUGACAAACUCCGGGAGAUUUGCCGGAAAAAGGCAACGUACAGUAAGCCACAGCUUAGGCUGAGUUCCGAGCUAGCUGACGAGCCGCGAAUUCUGUCUGCAUCGUCAGAGGUAGUCGAAAACCUAAUUUGCGAGAACAAGCGGCUUCGAAGGGAAAACAACGUUUUGAGCUCCGAGCUAGCCGCCAUGAAGAACAAAUUCGAGGAGCUUUUGGAUUUGGCGACGGUCUAUGGCGAGAGUUCGGACAAACAAGAAGCGGAUGAAAACGGGCCGAUGGUUUUUGGUGUGAGGUUGGGGGUUUUGAGAGGAGAACGAGAAAAGUGA
This is a messenger RNA of Striga hermonthica, 456 nucleotides long. NCBI's taxonomy places the organism in Eukaryota, Viridiplantae, Streptophyta, Magnoliopsida, Lamiales, Orobanchaceae. The record is from the annotation of a GenBank genome assembly.